AUGGGGUACACAGACGACAAAGCAACCGAGCUGCCCAUCCACGGCUCGCCCCCGCCUGGGCGGAGCAAGACAUCACGCGCGCUCCGCACUGCCGCGCUGUUCAGCGCGGUCGCCUUUCUGGCCCUCCACUUCUGGCCCACCUCGAACGAUAGCACGCAUCUCGACCCUGAGGAACCGGCCAUCAUGGCGUACUGGGACGGCGUGUCCUCGCGAUACCGCACCGAGUCCGCUGCCGGUGUGAGCUCUGCGACGAGGGUGCAGUACCAGCACGACGGCGAGGCCGGUGCUGCCGGCCAUGGCGACAAGGGCAAGCACGGCUGCCGCUGGAUGAGUCCCAAGCGCGCCGAGGAGAUCUACCUCACCGUCCCCAACAACGAGAGUGCGGCCAUUGCCAGCACACGCUACACGUCGCAUGCCCACCCGGCCGGCAGCGGGUGGGACAUGGUCUCUGCGCUCGUGGUCAAGAAUGACUGGGAGCGCGAGCUGGGUCUCCGUGUGUCGGGGCCGGAAGAGUACAUUUUCGACGCCGGCAGCGUCCAGUCCCAGAAGCGUAUCAAGGGCGGCAUGGACAAGCUCGGCGUCUGGAUCGACACAUACUACCCCGUGAUGAACACGCCCGUGUCGUCGAGCGUCACCCUCUUCAGCGACCCGCCAUUCAACGCCAAGCUCCGCGAGGCGCAGCUCGCCGGCGACCCAGACUCGAAACUCGCCGACGAGGUCCGCGUCUUCCACGGCCUCAGUGUCAGCGGCGACGUCACGGCAAAGUACAUUUACGCCGGCUAUGGACGCAAGGCCGACUUUGACCUUCUCCAGUCUAAAGGUAUCGACUUUACCGGCAAGAUUGUCAUUGUCAAGUAUGGCCAUGUCUUCCGCGGCCUCAAGGUCAAGGCCGCGCAGGAGGCCGGUGCUAUUGGAUGCCUUAUCUACAGCGACCCAGGAGACGACGGCAAGAUGACCGAGGAGAAUGGCUUCAAGCAGUACCCAGAGGGCCCUGCUCGUGUGCCCAGCAGUGUUCAGCGUGGCAGUGUGCAGUUUCUCUCCAUGUACCCCGGUGACCCCACGACUCCCGGUGUGCCAGCAUACCCCAAUGCCACUCGCAUCGAGGGCGGCAAUUUCCCGUCCAUCCCCUCCCUGCCCAUGUCGUACGAGGACGCCAUCCCCAUCCUCAACGCUCUCAAGGGCAAGGGUCUCUCUGUAGCAGACCUCGAUCCGAGCUUUGGGGGAGGCCUCGGCUUCCACGGCGUCGAAUACUUUACCGGUCCGUCCGAGGUGGACAUUCGCGUCAACAACGAAGUCAACACCCGCGUCAUGCCAAUUUGGAACACCAUGGCCGUCAUCCCAGGCCACAUCACCGACGAAGUGGUCGUCAUGGGCAACCACAGGGACGCUUGGGUUCUCGGUGGGUCGGACCCCAAUGCAGGGACUGCAUCGCAGUACGAGAUGGUCCGCGGCCUCGGCAAGCUCAUCCGUAAAGGCUGGAAGCCCCUGCGCACCAUCGUCCUCGCGUCGUGGGAUGGCGAGGAGUAUGGCCUCAUCGGUUCCACCGAGUGGGCAGAGGACUUUGGCACGUGGCUCCAGGACAAUGCGGCGACGUACUUGAACCUCGACUCGUCGACUUCUGGCUCCAACUUCCACGGUUCGGCUUCGCCGUCGCUCGCGCGCCUGCUCCGUGGCGCCGCCGAGGACGUUGCCAAGGGCGCCGACGCGUCUCGCUCCGUGUGGGACGCCCGCGCCGAUGGCGGUGACUGGGACGAGUAUCACGGCACUGUCUCGGCCAAGACUGUCGACAGUGGCGCAACGGGUAUCUCGCCUCUGGGCUCUGGAUCCGACUACACUGCCUUCCUGAUGCGCUACGGUAUCGCGUCAACUGACUUCUCGUUUGGCGGCGGCCCCAACGACGCCGUGUACCACUACCACUCGAUCUACGACUCGCACACCUGGCUGGCCAAGUAUGGCGACCCGGGUUUCCACAAGCACGUCGAGGGCGCGCAGAUUAUCGGCCUCAUCGCGCUCCGCAUUGCCGACAGCCUCAUCCUCCCGCUCAACACGACGCAGUACGCGCACGACCUCGGCGGAUACCUCGCCAAGAUUGAGGACCUGAAGAACGGCGACGACAAGUAUGCCUCGCUCGACCUCGCACGCCUCGGUGCCGCCAUCGAACAGCUGUCGGCGUCCUCGGCCGAGCUGGACGACACGCGCGCCGACCUCCUCCACCAACUCCACAAGGUCGUGUCCAAGACAUCCUACCUUGACCGCGUGAAGCACGCGUUCGCGCACGCCCUCGGCGGCUGCCGGCCCCAGAGGGCCGCGAUGCCCACCUGGCCCGCGCCCGAGGGGACGCACGCGCACGCGCACGCGCACGGCCGUGCCCGUGGCGACGACGACUCCGCCGCCGGCACCACGCACACCGCAGCCCACGCCACUCUCUCCGGUAACCGCAAGGACAUUCGCAAGCUCCUCAAGAAGAUCCGCGCAGUCAACCUCAAGCUCAAGGGCUUCGAGGCCGGCUUCAUCUCCGAGGAGGGCAUCACCGACCGCGAGUGGUACAAGCACAAGGGCACCAGUCCCGGCAAGUGGCUCGGGUACGGCGCCACGACUUUCCCGGCACUCACCGAGGCGCUGACGAUCGAGCACGACGUCGAGCUCGCGCAGCGCGAGACGGACGAGCUGGCCGAGAUGAUCAGUGCCAUGGCCACGCGUCUUGUCGCAUAA
Apiotrichum porosum is the source of this 2712-nucleotide messenger RNA. RefSeq lists its product as uncharacterized. Bases 1 to 2712 code for a protein of 903 amino acids. The record is from RefSeq and is a predicted model, not a curated record. The transcript has 5 exons. Gene Ontology annotation, molecular function: carboxypeptidase activity. Lineage: Eukaryota; Fungi; Basidiomycota; Tremellomycetes; Trichosporonales; Trichosporonaceae.